CACCAAAACCCCACAUCACGAUCACAGUUACAAAAUUAAAAUCAAAACUCAAAUCAAACAACAGCCGAACAGACCCAAUCAAUCUGCGCGGAAACCCUAGAAUUCUUGAGAAAAUGUCAGCGGCAGUUUGUGGAAGCAAGAGAUCUUUCUUUCUUGAAGACGUUCCUUCGCCUCCUGUUUCCAAAAGGAUUCGCUGUAGCUCCUCUUCUACAUCUCCUGUUCGUUUUUCUCCUCCUUCUCUUUCCCCUGUCCACCAUCUCAAAGCUAUCUUUCCUCACAUUCAUUCUCAGCUUCUUGAAAGAGCGCUGGAAGAAUGCGGUAAUGAUUUGGAUUCCGCUGUCAAGAUCUUAAAUGAGCGCCCUCUGGAAUCUGCAGAGCAUAAUUCAGCCUCCGUUGAAGAAGCUGGUCUAAAUGUGGAGCAAGGUACAUUGCCCAAUGAUGGGGAUGCUGCUGCUUCUGAAAAUACAUCAGCGCCAAGCAACCUUCCUGCUGAUGGUGCAGAAUGGGUGGACUUGUUUGUAAGGGAAAUGAUGAAUGCUACUAGUGUUGAUGAUGCCAGAGCCCGUGCGUCAAGGGUGCUGGAGAUUUUAGAGAAAUCUAUCAGUUCGCAUGCUGCCAAAGAGACAGCUCAGAGUUUUCAGAAGGAAAACACAAUGCUAAAAGAGCAUGUUGAAGUAGUGGUCCGAGAGAAUACCAUACUCAAAAGAGCUGUGUCAAUCCAGCAUGAACGUCAGAAAGAGUUUGAGGAUAAAAAUAGAGAGUUGCAGCAGGUGAUAUCUCAAUAUCAAGAAAAGUUGAAAACUCUUGAGAUGAAUAACUAUGCAUUGAUGAUGCAUUUGAGACAGGCCCAGCAAAGCAGCCCUAUCCCAGGACGAUUCAAUCCUGAUGUCUUUUAAUUAAGAUUUGAAUUUAUUAUGAAGAUAAGUCUAGAAAUACAUAACAACAUUACGUGGGUUUAGUGCUGAGUUUGCCAUAGUUUGUGCACGUUAACCAUAUCGAAUUUGCCAUGUAUGUCCUCCAAUUCAAUGGAUAUGACAAGCCACUAACUUGGAGUGGCUUUUAACAAAAAAGAAUUUUCAAAUGAUUUAUCUUUUAAGUUAUUUUUGCAGCAAAUUACGACACAGUAUGGUAUAUCUUGUAUCUUACAGUCUCUUUUAUCAUGUAACUCUUGUUGAUUUUUCCUUUCCUGAAAGAUUCUGGAAAUGUGUCAGCAAUUACGUUCCCCUGAAGAACAUAAGGUGCAUGUUUUGUGUAAUGGAGAAGAUUGUGGCUGCUUUACGUUGA
Jatropha curcas is the source of this 1284-nucleotide messenger RNA. RefSeq lists its product as hypothetical. The record is from RefSeq and is a predicted model, not a curated record. Lineage: Eukaryota; Viridiplantae; Streptophyta; Magnoliopsida; Malpighiales; Euphorbiaceae. Gene Ontology annotation, molecular function: ubiquitin binding.